Messenger RNA from Microplitis demolitor, 3336 nucleotides. RefSeq names its product vitellogenin-2. Bases 16 to 3168 code for a protein of 1050 amino acids. The transcript is spliced from 10 exons. Gene Ontology annotation, molecular function: lipid carrier activity. Gene Ontology annotation, biological process: lipid transport. NCBI's taxonomy places the organism in Eukaryota, Metazoa, Arthropoda, Insecta, Hymenoptera, Braconidae. The record is from RefSeq and is a predicted model, not a curated record.
CAUCAGUCCACAAAAAUGGGUUCUGGUAAAAGCUUCAUUGUUACUGCGAUGCUUGCGUAUCUCGCUGUUGUAAAUGGAAAAAAUAUUCAACCAAAAUAUCCAUCAUUAUUUCCUCCUGGAAAGACGUUAGUUUAUGACUACUAUGGUGAUGUCGAGGCAGGGGUGAUGAUAUCAGCAGCAUACGCUUCUCAGUAUCCAAUUAAGGGGAAGUUCUACAUCACUACUCACGCCAGUGAUCCAAAUACUUAUAUUGUAGCUCUUAAAAAUGCUACCACUGGUCGCCACAAUGGUAGAGCUGCGCAUUUUGAGAAGACUUCAUUCUACACGUCCAUGCCUGAAGCCGCCGAAAUUAUUGAACACCCAUUCCUCAUUUUUCUCAGUGAAUCGAGAAAGCUUAAAGGAGUCAAAGUUUCUGAGCAUGAACCGGCCUGGUCUAAAAACAUGAAGUUUGCAUGGGCUUCAAUGCUUCAAUUGAAUCUGGAGAACAUUUCAUUUGAAUCGCCCAAAAAAACUCAAAGUUUUAUAACUAAUGAGAGAACAAUUCACGGAAAUUGUCAGACAACCUAUGAUAUUCAUCCCAAGUAUCCAAAUUUUAAUAAGACUAAAAAAUUGGUUGUUACCAAAUUUUCAUCACCAAUGGAUUGCGACAAAUAUAAAUCUCAUGAAUCCAAAUAUCUUAAUCCUCACACUUGCCCAACUCAUGAUGAGAAAAUAUUCAACACUGCCAGCAGAAAAAAAUUUGAAAUUGAGAUAGGAGAGGACGGUAAUUUGCUGAUAACCAAAUUGAACUGCCAUGGAGUAACGAAUUUCUUCGACGUCAUAGCUAAGACCUUCUAUACUCUUAACAACUCUACUUGGAUUUUCGAAAAAACCAUACCUUCGACUGAGUUACCAUUCACCAUAGCUAAUUUUGACAAUGUACAAUGGACUACUGACUGGAGCUACCAAACACCAAGAACUCAUUAUGCAGAAAAUGCAGCUUUUGACGUUACUGGUGGACGUCACAUUGUCGACCAAGCAACUCUAAUAACUGAAGUCAAACGCCUAUUGAACGAUGCCGCUCAUUAUAUUGAAAAGAAUUCAAUUGAAGCCAAAGAACCCAACUGGAACAGUAGCAAAAGCAUCAGCAGUAUUCGCGAUCAUUUGAACUACGCUGGUAUUUCAACGUUCGAACAAAUUUUUGCUGAUACUCAAAAUGCUGCGUCUCAUUAUGAAAAAAUUGCCAAAAGUUUGUUCCUGGGUAUUGUACCUCAAGUAGGAACCACCGUGGCAAGUGUCUUUACUUGGAAUCUCAUAAAGAAAAAACAAGUCACUGAUGUUGCAGCAAUAGAAAUGUUGGCAAAACUUCCAUUUAACAUCAGAGAUCCACCCAAAAAAGUGCUGAAUGCAUUAGAAUCCAUGCCUACAGAAAGUGAAUCUCUCUCUCCACCAGUCCAUAAAUCUGCCAUCCUUGCUUUUUCCACUUUAGUGUUUAGAACAUUCAGCAGCGGACCUGAAGACAAUAAAACACACAAGAAAUAUUUGGAUCUUUUCUACGAUCGUUUUACGAAUGCUCCCGACUACGACACGAAAAUUAUGUAUCUGACAGCUAUAGAGAACGCUUUAGGAAGAAAAGUGUACGAGCCUUUGGCGGAAUUUGUCCGUGGUGAUAAAAAACUUUCUCAAUAUCCGAACCAAAUCCGUUUGAUGGCAAUGAGGGCACUUGCAAGACCCGCUUCACUUAAUUACAACCUUCUUUACGAUUUAUAUUGGCCUAUUAUGUCUGACUACACUCUUCCUUCAAGCCUCCGUAUAACGGCUUACACCUAUCUUAUUAAGAACGCAAAAACGAUGGGUGACGUGCUUCGCCUUUACUGGUUUAUGGUUUACGAGAAGAGUGAGCAUUUGUACAACUACCACUUCACAACAGCUAAAGGAAUUGCAAGUUCAUCUGACCCGUGUAACCCAAAACUGAAAGAAUUCGUCAAGAAAAUUUUACGUUUCUCCCGAGUUCAUGCACCAGUGUCCUAUGAUCUUUCAGCUAGCUUCAAUACUGAAACAAUAGACGACACUGGAAAUGGAUUUAGAAUUAUAUUAUCUGUAAUUCGCAGUGAAGAAAAUAGUUUACCUACAGAUCUUUACUUAGAGCAAACAUUCGUGGAAGGAUAUAGAGUAAUCAGCGAUUGGACUGUUUACUUACAUCUAGGAGGCAUGGAUGAUCUUUUGACGUUAUUCACAAGAAACAUUUUGCAAAGUACUGAAACUAUCAAGCAAACCUUCAUUUUCGAUGUCAUUAAAGGAUUGUCAAAUGCUUUGUCUUCGUUGAGCGAUUCCCAUGUGGACGUGGUACUGUCUCACAGAGGACAAAUCGUCCUGACUUAUCAUGCCAAUAGUCAGUCAUGGUUGAAUUUGAACAAUAACAUUGAUAAAAUAAUGAAAACAUUCACUACUCCAUCAAAUGAUCCAGUGCCAGCCGACGGAAAUGAAGUCGAUUCGUAUCAUGUAUUCUGGCACGAGUUGACCCAAAGUCAUUUCGUAAGUGACAUGGGAUUACCGAUUGUUUUCACAAGACAAUCGCCAGCUUCUUACGCACUAAAAGUAAAGAGAACCCCGACCAAUGAUAGUAAAUCGUUAGAAUCACAAAUCGUGGCUAAAUUUUCGUUGGUUCAUGAGAUCUCUGCAUCUAUUUACUGUCCAUUAGUUGACGUUUGGCACACUGUCGAUCAAUCAUCAAUUGUCGCUUCUAACAUUUCCUUUAAAUUUGACGUAAACGUAAACCCUGCAUAUGAAUUAUUGAGAAAUAUUUAUCCAAGAUACUGGGAUAUCAACUUUACAGAAGGUAAUAUAUUGCUUUACAAUAAGUAUAUUGUUUCUAUCAAAGAUUAUAAUACUAACAAGUUAACGAGGGACUGCUCAACUUGUAAUCGUGCGGAAGUUGUUAUUAACAAUGUUGAUACCAUCAAUAAAUCGGAAUCCGUGAACGUCUUGGGCGAUGGAUUGUUUUACGAGAUAACAUCAUUCAAUUGCGACAGUCAACCAGAUGUAACAGCAAGCAAGAAAUGGUUAGAAUUGGGGAAAAAUGUCGAAAGCUUCAAUUUUGGCAGCUUCCCGAUUACACCAGAACUCCAAAACUGUGGAAAUUAUAUAAAAAUUAAACCAUCGACUAAUACGACCUUUAUUGCACUUUAAGUCCCACAUCAGCUGUUGCAGAAUGUAUAUAUUACAAAAGUCAUAUAUUCCAUAAAUGACAUGAUUAUUGAAUAAAUUAUAAAUAUUUUCUUCACUUUAUUAUUUUCUGUUAUUUUCAUGUAUGACAUAUGUCGAUGAUAAUUCAAUAUAAUUAAAUUUUCCUUAUUC